Molecule: messenger RNA, 691 nt
Organism: Colias croceus (clouded yellow)
Lineage: Eukaryota; Metazoa; Arthropoda; Insecta; Lepidoptera; Pieridae
Exons: 5
Coding region: 201-623 (140 amino acids)
Source: RefSeq, a predicted model, not a curated record
AAAUAGUUCGGAAAAAAACAGAUGUAGGUAAAUAGCGAAGGUAAAUAGUAACAAAAAAGCGUGUAAAAAAUAAUAUGAGUGACUAAUAUUGAUCGAAAAUCUGCGCUAUGACUUUGAUACUACAAUAUGAGAUGACCUCCUUAACCUUCCAACCAGCGCAACACUAAAUUCUCCUUAGCUUAAGAAGCAAAUUACGCAAGAUGAUAUCAACAAAUUAUUUAGUUUUCCUCACCAUUGCUCUCAUGGUGAUGCUCACAGUACUCCUACCAAACUUUUCAUACAGAGUGAACAAAACCACAGAAUUACAAGAAAUGAAAAAAGUAUUGGAUGACAUGGAGGAGCAGAUCGGACAAGCGGAAGCGGCGUGCUUCACAGCAGCUGAAGAGCUAUGCAUACUUCAGUACACAAUGCGAGAUGAGGAAACAAAUACACGUGAUUUUCUUUCAUGCCGGAAAAAUCUCGACGUACUCCCUUCGACGCCCGUGCUGCCGUGCACACAAAGGAUACGCAAAAUACGAAAAAAAUCGAUUUCUUUUGAUAAGUCCACUUCGACUAUUGAGUUAUAUCGAAGAAAACUGCCGCCCAGUCGACGAAGUCAACAAUCCCACCUUGGAUUAAAAUAAAAUAGCGCUAAAACAUAUUGUAUUAUGAUAUAAAAAAUCUAAACUAAUAGUAUGUAAUGUGGUGGAAU